AAACCGAAUUUCGUCGAACGUGUUCCUCUUUUAUGACACAGUCGACUUUUCGUAUAUGUAUUUUAUUGUGUAACCUAUAGUAAUGUCCAGCUUUUGAGUUUAUUACGCGCAACAAAAAUAAAUAGACAUGUCUUUUUGUGCAGCCGGUCCGCCUCUUAACGGGUGAAAAGUAGUUAGCUUCUUUAGCUAACCACAAAGUUAGCAUUAGCAAACGAGCGAGCUUUGAUUUAACUUUGACAAAUUAGCUUCUUCUUUUAACUUAAACUGUCCAGGUCUGGUGUAGCCGUUGGGAGAUGAUGGACGCCCUGUCAGUGGUGAGUCAGCUGCGGGACCUGGCCUCGGAACCGCAGAACCGAGAGGUGAUCGUCCAGGACCAGGGCUGCCUGCCCGGGCUGGUCCUCUUCCUCGACCACCAGGACACCGAGGUCCUGCUCGCUACUCUGCAGACCCUGCGAUACUUGGCUGAGUUGCCUCCCAACAUCCCCGCCAUGAAGAACGAACUGGGCAUGAUGGUGAGCUUGGAGAAUCUCAUGGGAAGGAAGGGCCUGUCUGUUGACAUCACCGCCUUGGCCCAGGAGGUGUAUGACAUUCUGCGUACUCCUGCUCAUCCUGUAGCCCGCACACCCGAGAGGGAGGGGAGGAAGAAAUCUCAGUUCUUUAUCAACUCCUCCAACAAGAAGGCCAAGUCUGUGACUCUGCACAUUCAGGGCCUGGACAGCACCGACCAGCGGGGCUUGUGUGAAGAGGCUCUGCUGAAGGUCAGAGGAGUGAUCAGCUUCACGUUUCAGAUGGCCUCGAAGAGGUGCACUGUCCGAAUCCGCUCUGACCUGCCCACUGAGAGUCUGGCAUCAGCCAUCGCCGCCACCAAGGUGCUGUCAGUGCAACAAGUGGUGAAGAAUGAAGCAGGGGAGGAGGUUUUCAUUCCUCUGAACACAUCUGGAGUGAAGGUACAGCAAAACUCGGCGCUACCAGACUACCUCCCCGAGGAAGAGGAGAGCCCCGAGAGGGAGGUUGACCGGGCGAUUUCCCGCACCACGGCAAAGGAAGAUUCCAGCGGGAGCUGGCUCAACUCUGCUGCCAGUUUCCUCACGAAAACCUUCUACUGGUGAAACUGGAGCCGUUUGAUUCCCGGAAAACUCUCUGUGUGUCACAGAGUUGAGCUAACAGACUGCUCCCUGCUGCUGUGUGUGUGACAGGAGUGGACAUUACUGGAUGUGAGCACGACACAGGAUUACAUCCUGGCUCUGUGUGUACAGCCAAAGGUUCCAUCACCUUGCCAUCAAUUCCUGCGGAUUACUUUAAAUGUCAACAUGCUCAAAAGCACUUCAGAUUUUAAAACCUAGGUCUGUUCUGCUUUGAAUUGAUUGGAGGCCCACACCCUUGAAAAUGUUAAUGUAAAUAUUUUCUUCACACCUUGUGUUUGACUUCAAACGGUCCCCCUUUUUCAGAAUGUGUAGGAAAAGUUUCCCCAAUCUUUGCUGGAGAAGUGUUUUUCUGUUUGUUGGUAGUUGUAUUGGUUGAUGUAUGUGCACUGUACUUUUUG
Scophthalmus maximus (turbot) is the source of this 1543-nucleotide messenger RNA. It is a transcript of the gene armc1l, whose product is annotated as armadillo repeat containing 1, like. Lineage: Eukaryota; Metazoa; Chordata; Actinopteri; Pleuronectiformes; Scophthalmidae. Bases 294 to 1109 code for a protein of 271 amino acids. The record is from RefSeq and is a predicted model, not a curated record. The transcript is spliced from 7 exons. Gene Ontology annotation, molecular function: protein binding; metal ion binding.